GCUAAAAAGCCAGGAGCUCUUUUCCCCUCCCCCCUCUCGCUCCUCCCUUUUUGGAUUCUCCCCAUCUUGAGGCAUCGCCUGUCUGCCCCCAUCGGCCCAAGCCCACCACUCCCUUUGAGGAAUCGUAAAUCCUUGCCUCCUCUGCUCCUUCUUCUUCUUCUUCAGCUGUCCAGCCAGCCUCGCCUCCAAGGGAAGGGAAAGGAGACAAGUGGUGGAGCGGCGUCUCUCCGUGCUGCCAUGCAAGUGCACGCUCACGUUUCUUGCAGGUGUUCCUCCCGCGCGGCCAGUGAGUACUCUACUGGUGAGUGAGGAGUGAGUGGGUGAGUGAAUGGGAACUCAGGCAAUGCCGUCCGGUGGGGCCAUCUCGCGCCAGGGCUCGCUCUGCAGCCUCACGCUGAGCGACGUCGAGGGCCAGCUGCACGGCGUCAACCUCGACGACCUCCUCCGCACGGCCGGCUCGGCCAGGAGGACGGCUGACGAGGUGUGGCGGGACAUCCACGGCGCCGACGGCGGCACCAGCCGACCGCGGGCCCAGAUGACGCUGGAGGACUUCCUGUCCAGGCCCGGCGGCGACGCGGGGGGCGCCCACUGGGCCGAGCAGUACAAUCCCCCGGCCCCGGUCCCGGUGCCGGGGCAGCAGCGCCACAACAACGUCGCCCGUCCCCUCCCGCGGCCGCUGGGGGUGGGCGCCGGGCCGGUGCUGGACGCGCUGUACCACGACCACGACGGGGCCACCAUGUCCGGGCAGAAGCGUGCCGCCGUGGGCGGCCCCGGGGAGAAGACGGUGGAGCGGCGAAAGAAGCGGAUGAUCAAGAACCGGGAGUCGGCGGCGAGGUCGCGCGCGAGGAAGCAGGCGUACACGAACGAGCUCGAGAACAAGAUCUCCCGACUGGAAGAGGAGAACGAGCAGCUCAGGAGUUACAAGGCAUUCGAACCGGUGGUGCACUGUGUGCCGCAGCAGGAGCCGAAGAACCAGCUCCGGCGGAGGAACUCGGCCAGCUUCUGAUCAUCAUCAUGUUAAUAGUACUAGUGUUGUACUGCCCGGCACUAAGGUUGCCCAAUUUGUAACUGACUUACUCCGAAAAACAUUUAGCUAGUAGUACUAGUAAGAAUACUCCUCUGCGAUCUCCGACUUGCUGUGGCGUAUGGCAAUGCGCAAUUGCUGGUUGCUGCACACCGCAUUGUACUCCGAUCCUGCGCUUUUUUUUUCCCAGCUGGUGCAUUGCUUUCUGCAGCCUGUGAUUGCAAGAGUAUCCCAGUUAAGCUGUGUAGUGUUGUAUCUGGAAACAGAAUUGCUAGCCUAGCGGUAAUAUUCCAGUCUUUCCAGCUCUUUACCA
Messenger RNA from Triticum aestivum (bread wheat), 1337 nucleotides. RefSeq names its product ABSCISIC ACID-INSENSITIVE 5-like protein 2. Bases 329 to 1006 code for a protein of 225 amino acids. Gene Ontology annotation, molecular function: DNA-binding transcription factor activity. Gene Ontology annotation, biological process: positive regulation of DNA-templated transcription. The record is from RefSeq and is a predicted model, not a curated record. NCBI's taxonomy places the organism in Eukaryota, Viridiplantae, Streptophyta, Magnoliopsida, Poales, Poaceae. The transcript is spliced from 3 exons. Gene Ontology annotation, cellular component: nucleus.